CCAGAGUCUCCGCGAAGGUGAGAGGAAGCUUUCCACCCAGGCGGGGGAGGAGGGCGGGCAGGAAGCGGAGCCAACCCUGGCAAAGAAAAGCCUCCAAUUCCCAGCCCCCCGCCCCGCGGGGUGCGGGCCGGCGGCGCAUGCGCGACGCCCGGCCCCCAAUUCCCCCAGCGAAGGAGGGAGGCCCCCGGCGGACGCGAGGCUGCGAGCCGCGGCGGGACCCGAGCGCACACAGGGGCGCGGCGGCGGCGGCGGCGGCGGCGGGGCGAGCCGGGGCUGCGGAAGCGGCCGUCGAGAGCGUGGAGCGCCCGGCUCGUUCGCCCAGACGCAAGCAGGCACCCGAGGGCACGGCCGGCUCGGCCCUGAUAGGGGCCUGGCGCCCGCAGCCCCCCACGCCCGAAGAGGGAUGCGGUGCGCCCUGAGAGUCCGGUAGCGUCGGAUCGCUGCGCUGCGUACCCGAUGAUGGAUGAGCCGUGGUGGGAAGGGCGCGUCGCCUCGGACGUUCACUGCACCCUGCGCGAGAAGGAGCUGAAGCUGCCCGCCUUCCGAGCCCACUCCCCACUCUUGAAGAGCCGCCGAUUCUUUGUCGACAUCUUGACGCUGCUGAGCAGCCACUGCCAGCUCUGCCCUGCGGCCCGGCACCUGGCCGUCUACCUGCUGGACCACUUCCUCGAUCGCUAUACCAUCCCCACCUCCAAGCAGCUGUACACCGUGGCGGUCUCCUGCCUCCUGCUCGCAAGUAAGUUCGAGGACAGGGAAGACCACGUCCCCAAGCUGGAGCAGAUAAACAGUACGAGGAUCCUGAGCGGCCAGAAUUUCACCCUCACCAAGAAGGAGCUGCUCAACACGGAGCUGCUGCUCCUGGAGGCCUUCAGCUGGAACCUCUGCCUGCCCACGCCCGCCCAUUUCCUGGACUACUACCUCUUGGCCUCCGUCAGCCAGAAGGACCACCACUGCCACAGCUGGCCCACCGCCUGCCCCCGCAAGACCAAAGAGUGCCUCAAGGAGUACGCCCACUACUUCCUAGAGGUCACCCUGCAAGAUCAUAUUUUCUACAAAUUCCAGCCUUCUGUGGUUGCUGCAGCCUGUGUUGGGGCCUCCAGGAUUUGCCUUCAGCUUUCUCCCUACUGGACCAGAGACCUGCAGAGGAUCUCAAAUUACACCCUGGAACAUCUCAGCACAUGCAUAGAAAUCCUGCUGGUAGCUUAUGACAACGUCUUUAAGGACGCUGUCGCGGUCAAGAGCCAGGCCUUGGCAGUGGUGCCCAGCACGACCCCCCCACCCACCCAAGUGCUGUUCCAGCCGCCCGCCUACCCCCUCAGCCUUUUUUUUUUUUUUUUUUUUUUUUUUUUUCACCCUCCGCCCCUGGAUGUGUGCCCCCUGUCCCUCCCCGCGCCCCUCAGCGUGCAGAUGGCCAUCACAGCCGAGCCCAGGCACUGCCUCGCCACCACCUACGGAAGCAGCUACUUCAGCGGGAGCCACGCAUUCCCCACAGGCUGUUUCGACAGAUAGGGCACCUUCGGCCACACAGGGAGGCCUUGGAAACUCACGUGGGCAGGGGAAGAGGACGCAGAUGAGGGGAGCUCCGCCGCGUGAGGCAGCGGGGCGGCCGUCCCCACAGAGCCUCACUGACUUCCAACACAGAGGUUCAUGUUCUUUUUAAGUAAAGCCCACCCAGAGCAAAAUAGUCCAUGACAUGCCUCCCCCGAGAGAAUUCCUCUGGAAAACGUCUUCCCCGUGUCGGCUCGGCCACCAUCCUCCAGAGGAGGGGCCCGCAGGAUUGAGAGAGACCUGGUGAGAGACCAGGAGACUGGACGCUGGAGGCAGACCGCCCGUCCGUGAGCAUGUCCGGGGUCUAGCGUCGGAGACUUCUUCCUCCCCGCCAGCAGCAGCUACGCUGGACGAGAAGGGCCUGCCUGACGUGUUCUCAGGACCCCCAGCAGAUGCCAUAUUGGGUGCUCUUUCCCUGGCUUCAUACAGAGGGCCCGCGUGUGUCUACGCCUGAGCGCCCACCUUCCGGGGCCCGGUGGGUGGCUGUCUUGCCUUUGUUGUCAAACCUAAAACUUUAUUUGGCCUUUUAGAUAUUUCACAUGCUGCUGCUUCCCGAAGUGACCUAGCUUUCUGUUCAGUAAGAGAUCUUGUUUACAUACUGUAUCAGGGAUUUUGUGAUACUUGAAAAUUCCUUAGGAGAAAACAAAGGUUGAUUGCCACACUGCCUGUCCCACGCAAGGGCUGUGGGUUCGAACCCAGCUUGUAACAGCAGAGCUCCGUUUUCAAAAGCAUAUGGUUGGGGAGAGCCACUUUCCAGGCUCUUGGUUCUGGAAGAUUCCAUGUCUUGGAUGCUGUGUUCACCGGUGGAACUUCAACAACCACCCAGAGGAAAAGGUGUCUGAAGGGUAGAUAAAGGUUUACGACUAACAACCCCCACCUCCCUCCGCCACGGGCUUACGGUGCGCGAGGUUAAACCCAGCCUUGGCUUUGAGUUUGGCUAAUAGGGAAGGCUAACAGUGUGGAAUAUUUGCUUCAUGCCAGCUGGAUUUGGGGAGCGGGGCACGUACAUGGGUAUAUGGCACAACCACUGACAGGCAAGCGAUUGGUUGGAUCGAAAGCCAGUAUUUGGGUCCCCGCAGCGAAUGGGCUCUCAGGAAGACUCUUGUGACCAUGUGCAAUAUGUUUUGAUUCGGACUCGUGGCUUAUGCUCACUGUUUUUUGUUUUUUGUUUUUUUUUUUGGUUGGCUCGGGGUCACGGGGACGCAUUGUUCACCCAUCACAACUGGGAGGUGCAAAGAACCACAGAAGCAUUUUUUGUUUGUUCGUUUUAAGAAGAAUCCAUCUUGGUUUUCUUGGCCUAUGUGCCAGUCCGGGAGACUGGCUCGGGGACGGCCGGGGAGGCGGCUGCGUGCUGCUCAGUUGGAUCCGAAGGUGAUUUUCAGAGCGAAUAAAAGCUUCGCAUAGAAGCAGAAGAAGGGGUGACGUGGAUAAGGCGCUGCUGCCACUUUGUCACAAGUGUAGAAAAACUACACGUUCAUUUGUUGCUUUUCUCUUUUUCCUUUGCCAACCUCCUCCUAUUUAUGUGAGACCGGUUUGGAUUCCAAGUUAAUGUGUCCGUCUGUUCUGGGACUGGGGUUUGUGGGGGGCCUCCAGUAGAGCCUCACGGCCAGCCCAGCACCCAGAAAAAGGCGUCCUGCAAUAAACAUAUCACUUGCUCUCGG
Messenger RNA from Ailuropoda melanoleuca (giant panda), 3209 nucleotides. RefSeq names its product cyclin J like (gene CCNJL). The record is from RefSeq and is a predicted model, not a curated record. Lineage: Eukaryota; Metazoa; Chordata; Mammalia; Carnivora; Ursidae.